AUGGAGCUGAUGGCGAUCUGUCGAGGGAUUGAAACGGCUAAGUCCAUGGGUCUUACUCAAGUUCAAAUCUGUUCUGACUCCUUGAUCGCGAUUGAGGCGAUCCUUGAUAAUUUUAAAAUCCCCUGGUUCGCAAUUGGAAUAGUUGAAGAGAUUCGUGAUUUAAGGGACUCCUUUCCCUGCUGCUCCUUUAUGCAUCAUGUUCGCGAAUUGAACUCUUGUGCUGAUUUUCUUGCUGGCCUUCUAAGUACCCCCAAUGAGAUUCAAUUAGAUGUCCAUAGUCUUCCCGAUGAGCUAAUAUCCCUUGUAAGGGAUGAUGCCAUAGGGGAAAUUUUCUACAUAAUGUAA
Messenger RNA from Telopea speciosissima, 345 nucleotides. RefSeq lists its product as uncharacterized. Gene Ontology annotation, molecular function: nucleic acid binding; RNA-DNA hybrid ribonuclease activity. The record is from RefSeq and is a predicted model, not a curated record. Lineage: Eukaryota; Viridiplantae; Streptophyta; Magnoliopsida; Proteales; Proteaceae. The coding region runs from base 1 to 345 and encodes 114 amino acids. The transcript has a single exon.